Molecule: messenger RNA, 1487 nt
Organism: Coffea arabica (coffee)
Lineage: Eukaryota; Viridiplantae; Streptophyta; Magnoliopsida; Gentianales; Rubiaceae
Product: mitogen-activated protein kinase kinase 10-like
Biological process (GO): MAPK cascade; protein phosphorylation
Molecular function (GO): MAP kinase kinase activity; ATP binding
Source: RefSeq, a predicted model, not a curated record
UGUCAUGCGUUGAUUAUCACUUUAGUUUCGGACGUGAUAAGAAAAUUUUUUAUUCACAUGUGCAGUUCAAUCCCCAACUUUAGGCUGUAGUUAGAAACUGCCUUUCAGGGCAGAAAGCACAUUCUAUUUGGAGUGAGUGGACUACAUGCUUAAUUAAUCAACAACCAUGCUACUAAAUUAUCCUUCUGAUUCUAAAAUUUUUUUUUUAUACCAUCACAACAAAUGUACACAUGGCAGAUUUCAACUCACUGUAAUCCCUAACUCAACUCAUAGCCAGAAGUAGGAGUCUGACGUAACCACAAAAACCUCACCUGCCCUUGAUUAUAGAUCCUUACUUCCAUAUGUCAACUUCCCAAGGGUCUUAGGCCAAGCACGUUCAAGCCCAUAAGCACCAUGCAACGUAUAAAGAAGACUUAGUUUGAUAGACUUGCAAGUCAUUCUUGUAUUUCUACAGCUGUUUACAUAUGACACUGGUGAGGGAGAGAAAGGAAAAGCAGGCCCUGAGGCUCACUGUACCCCCAGUUUCUAGUUCUUGGCAUGGGUUUCUAUCACCAUCACCAAUAUCAUCCUCAAGCUCAAACUCUCCGACCAUCACUAACCUCGCCGAUUUCGAGAAACUUGCUGUUCUUGGACAUGGCAAUGGAGGAACAGUCUAUAAAGUUUUCCACAAGCCAACAGGUGCAAUUUAUGCAUUGAAAGUACUCAGGUUUGGCGAAGAUAUCGAAAGGGUUCAGCAGCAGUCUUUGAACGAGAUGGGGAUACUCAGAAGAUUGGACUCAGAUUGUGUUGUAAUGUGUCAUGGGGUGUUUGAGAAUGGAUUUGCCGACAUAGAUGGAGGUGGUGAUCUAUGCUUUGUUAUGGAGUACAUGGAAGGAGGAUCACUCUAUGACCUCUUGCAGAAGCAUCAUAGGUUAUCUGAGGAAGCUAUUUCUGGCAUUGCCAGAAGUGUCUUGGAAGGACUGCACUAUUUGCAUUCAAUGCAUAUUGUUCACAGAGAUAUUAAGCCAUCAAAUUUGUUGAUAAACAGAAAAGGAAAGAUGAAGAUUGCAGAUUUUGGCAUCAGCCGACUUGUGGCAGGUUCUGAUAAACAGCAGUGCGAUUCAUACAUGGGUACUUACGCAUACAUGAGUCCGGAGAGAAUUGAUCCAGAAAGGUGGGAUGGAGUUUACUCUGAUGGAUUUGCUGGGGAUGUAUGGUCCCUGGGAGUGGUAAUAAUGGAAUGCUUCACAGGUCGUUUUCCUUUGAUUAAUCCUGGGGAGAAACCAGACUGGAUCACUCUCAUGUACGCAAUUUGUUUUGAAGAAACAUGGGAAAUGCCAGAAACUGCAUCAGCUGAGCUUCAGAACUUUGUAAGGAGGUGCUUGGUGAGGGAUUGGAGGAGUAGAGGAACUGUGGAGGAACUACUCUCUCACCCUUUUUCGACUAAAUUUCAGCAUGUUGCUCCCCAGAACCUGCUCUGUUACUCUUCUUGUGUCUGAAUGAUACUC